Molecule: messenger RNA, 1326 nt
Organism: Pleurotus ostreatus (oyster mushroom)
Lineage: Eukaryota; Fungi; Basidiomycota; Agaricomycetes; Agaricales; Pleurotaceae
Exons: 7
Coding region: 1-1326 (441 amino acids)
Biological process (GO): transcription by RNA polymerase III
Cellular component (GO): RNA polymerase III complex
Molecular function (GO): DNA binding
Source: RefSeq, a predicted model, not a curated record
AUGGCGAGUCAACCACCAGAUGGACCGUCUGGUUCUGCUACUGGGUCAAAGGCGAUCGCCAGCCUUGCUAAGAAACAAAACGAUGUAACCAGGCAGGGUACCCAAAAGCUCAAAUUUACGCCUUUGAAGCGCAAGAAAACAGAGCCUACUGAAGUUAAGCCCGAACCAGUCGCGAAUGCUGCAGUUCCUGCUGAGCAGACAAGGGGACGUGGCCGCGGAAGAGGGGAGGGGCGUGGAAGAGGUGAAGGACGUGGAAGAGGCAGGGGGAGAGGUGCUCCUCCUCCCGUUGAAAUGACCGCUAGCGGUCCAUUCGCGAUGGGCCCGACAAUGGCUGGGACAAGUGGGUUCCGACGCGCUGCCCCAUCCCAGGCAACAGUCGCCGUACCUACAACGGCCUCUAGAAACUCAGCUCUCGGAGUUGGUUUAUCACGAACCACCGCUCCUUCCCUAAAACGCGAACUAGUGGAUGCCGACGUCAAGAAGGACGACGACGAAGUCUACUCUGAACCGGACGAGGGUGUGGAGAUAGUGGAUAUGGAUGAUGUGCAUCAGAUGGAUUGGAUGGCUCCGGAGAGUUUGCGUAGGUUCAAGGCAGCUACCAAAAAGAAACAUGUUAAGCAAGAAGAAGAUAUAAAGGGGAAAGGCAAAGCUAAGGAAACUGCCAUGGACGUCGAUACCCCACCAAUGGCCGCUGAGGUAGACCUCGCCAAUGCCUUAGAUCUCAGCGAAAGUGAAGAAGAGGAAGAAAUGGAGGACCUCGUUGAGGACUUUGCUCGCGCUUCCACCGCUGACGACACGUUUGACUCGCGGCAGGAUCGCCUCUUUUGGUUUCAGUUUCCUAGUCCGUUUCCUACUUUCACAUCUCCACAGCGCAGCGAAGCACAGUCUACGACAAACACCCCCGAGCCCACGGCAACCACAUCACAAAAUUCAGGCAAAAAAGUUGCAUUUGCGCCGGACACGAAGCCUCCUGCCCCAUCUUUGAAGUCAUCGCCUUCCGUUGCGCCGGAGGAAGAGAAGCAAGCUGAACCAACUAUCGACGGCAUCAUCGGGCAACUAGAAGUGUACCAAAGCGGCGCUGUCAAGAUCAGACUUGGUAACGGCAUUUUACUGGAUGCUGCUGCCGCUACGCAACCCGCAUUCCUUCAACACGCGGUGUACCUUGAUGAAGAGAAUAAGCGCAUGUGUGUCCUAGGGGAGGUCAACAAACGCUUCACUGUGUCUCCAAAUGUUGACAUGUUGCUCAACGCUUUGGAAGCGGCAGAUAAAGUGCCUGUAAUGCUUGAGGGAGAGCAAGACAUGAUUACAAUGGACGACAUCAUCUAA